Molecule: messenger RNA, 2155 nt
Organism: Solea solea (common sole)
Lineage: Eukaryota; Metazoa; Chordata; Actinopteri; Pleuronectiformes; Soleidae
Gene: prrg2
Product: proline rich Gla (G-carboxyglutamic acid) 2
Exons: 8
Coding region: 1273-1884 (203 amino acids)
Cellular component (GO): extracellular region
Molecular function (GO): calcium ion binding
Source: RefSeq, a predicted model, not a curated record
AUCAUACCCACAAGGAACCUAUCGCUACAAGACAUCCAGAGUCCAGAGUGAAUUGAGACUCAUGAUCAAAUAAUUAGGAACAUGUUAAGUAGUUUUAUAACUCGAGAUUCUCUCAACCUGUUUAUCUUCAAGUCUAAUUCACGUGUUCAUCACAUUUAUCAGUAACUGUAUAAACAGUUAGUGAUGAUGAGACAAGCAGCCUCCCCGGGAAUCAGUGGAGACGUGACCGCAGGUCUUCGUGCGUCACACCGUCACACCGUCACCCGGGACUGAAGCCACAAAGUGAGCAUGUCAGUCUCCUCAACGACUCCACACUGGUUAAAGUGCUCAUUAUUCAUAUUAUAUUGUUGUCAUUAUUUCAUCACACAUCACCUUUGAUGUGUUCAAGGCUUGUGAGAGAUUACGCUGUGCAUUCUGGGUAAAGGUGAUGUGAACAAACAUGAAGGUUCAACUUCUUCUUGACACCGUCGAACGCAAUGGCUGAAAAUUGCAUUUGGGGCCACAUGAGCAUUUCUUGUUGCAGUACCACGAGUGGCCACCAAGAGGCUAAAUGCUGCCCUCUACAGUUCAAAGUCCUGAAUCACAGUUCUCCUCCCCCUCGAACUCUGACUGUUGAUUUAAGAUCUAAUCAGACAAAACAUCCCAUAAAUCUGGUAUGGCAUUUUGACAACAUCCAGACAAAUCCACACCCUUCAGAGGAUCCAGACCUGUGACCUGUCUCUGUGACCCAAUCAGCAUCAAGUGGGCGUGUUUCCCAGGGCACUUGUCUUGAGUGACUGUGGCUGCAGUUGGACGUAUUUGGCCUCGGAGAGGAAGGAGAUGGAGGAGGAAGAGUCUUCUGUUUGUCUGCCUAUCAGAUAUCACUCAUUCCAACAUGCUGGAUGCAUAUAUAAUACAUAAUAUAUAAUAUAAUGCAUAUCUUAAUCUCACCUAACAGUUGUAACUCUAAAACCAAAUCUUAGCCUCUUACAGUGUCAGGAUCAUAAAGAGCUGUGACACAGCAUGUGUUCUGAGCUCACUACAGACAAACACGCACACACAUGCAUGGAGCAGACAGACAGGUUGGUGGAGGUUCCUCCCUCCGGCUGGUAUGCUGCCAAACAGGUUUGUGGUUGACGUGGUUGUAAGAAAACCGCUCCACACACACACACCAGCCUAACUCACAGUGAUGUGUAAAAGUGUCUGAAAACCAAGCACAAGUUAAAGCCGCGGUUCUUCCAGAACGCUUGGACGGUUGGAUUGGACUGCAGUGUGGGACAGGUGUUGGCUUCGAUGGCAGCCUUGUCCAUGGUGUGGAUCCCGGUGCUGUCCCUGCUGCAGCUGGCCCACUGUGCAGUCACCUCCAGACAUGCUGCAGGAGAGCCAGUGCUGUUGGACGAGGCGUCAGCCGCCUCCUUCCUGACACGCAGGCUGCUGUACAACAGCUGGGACUUUGAGGUGGUGGUGCCUGAUAAUCUGGAGAGAGAGUGUGUGGAGGAGAUGUGCAGUUAUGAGGAGGCCAGAGAAGUGUUUGAGGACGACGCUAAGACGGACUCAUUUUGGACCGACUACGUCAACAGUCACGACAACGCUCCCAGAGUGGAUGUGUCGGGGUUGGUCGCAGGGAUCAUGGCUCUCAUUGUGUCUGCUGUUAUUGCUACUGUACUGGGAAUCUACUGCUACAAAGCCAAGCAGAAGAGUGGGCGGAGAUCACAACAAGCUCCAGUGAGGAUGGCAGCAGACGGCCGUCCAUCCACAGAGAUGGUGCCGCUCGUUGGGAUCCCCGCUCCAGGUCUGCCCACCUACAAUGAGGCUCUGCACCACAGUGGACAGCAUGAUGCCCCACCACCUCCAUAUUCAGGGGGGGCGCCAUCAGAGCCUGCUGAUCCUGGAGACAACCAAUGAGAGGAAUGUCUACAUUUGUUUUAAAUGGCUGUGAAUGAUGGGAAGUUGUGUUUUGAGUCAGCUGUUGUUUUUAUACAGUGUUUAAUGUUUGUGUAUUUACACAGACGGGGCACAGACCCAGAUUUCACACCACUGACAGUGAGAUAAAUCCACAAUGUGUGAAAAGGGUGGGGUUGAUUUUUCUGUGCUUUCAAACUUACACUCCAUAGUUUUGCAACUGUACAGUAGUUUCAGAGAAUGGUUUAAUAUAAUAAAUAACAAAAACAUGAAA